Molecule: messenger RNA, 345 nt
Organism: Jaculus jaculus (lesser Egyptian jerboa)
Lineage: Eukaryota; Metazoa; Chordata; Mammalia; Rodentia; Dipodidae
Product: non-histone chromosomal protein HMG-17-like
Exons: 1
Coding region: 1-273 (90 amino acids)
Biological process (GO): chromatin organization
Cellular component (GO): chromatin; nucleus
Molecular function (GO): nucleosomal DNA binding
Source: RefSeq, a predicted model, not a curated record
AUGCCCAAAAGAAAGGCUGAAGGAGAUGCUAAAGGAGAUAAAGCCAAGGUGAAGGACGAACCACAGAGAAGAUCUGCAAGGUUAUCUGCUAAAGCUGCUCCCCCAAAGCCAGCGCCCAAGCCUAAAAAGACCCCUGCAAAGACGGGAGAGAAGGUACCCAGAAGGAAAAAGGGAAAAGCUGACAAUAGCAAUGAGGGAAAUAACCCUGAAGAAAAUGGAGAUGCCAAAACAGACCAGGCACAGAAAGCCGAAGGUGCCGGAGAUGCCAAGUGAACUGUGUGCAUUUUUGAUAAAUGUGUACUUCUGGUGACUGUACAGUUUGAAAUACUAUUUUUUAUCAAGUUU